UUCCGGAGACUGAUCGGUGAUCUCCGUACACGGCCGCCUGUCCCUCAUCUGCCGGUGUCAGCUAUCCCCGGCCGCAUCUAUACUAUCCCGAUAUCGCCUAGUCAUCGCGACAGCAGACCGCUUGGUUAUCGCCCGUGAGGUUCUGGAAACACACAAGCGCCUUCGGCAGUUUCCGGCAGAGGUUCGGCUAUUUCCGUCAGGGGCUCGGCAGCUUCCGGCAGAGGUUCGGCUAUUUCCGUCAGGCACUCGGCAAUUUCCGCCCCGGGGUCGCAGAGCCGCCUGGCUGGCAGAGGAUCGGUGCAGCGAUGGCGUCCCCGUCCCGCAGGCUACAGACAAAGCCCGUUAUCACCUGUCUGAAGAGCGUCCUGCUCAUCUACACCUUCAUCUUCUGGAUCACAGGGGUGAUACUGCUGACGGUGGGCAUCUGGGGGAAGGUCAGCCUGGAGGUCUACUUUUCCCUGCUCAACGAAAAUGGCACCAACGUACCCUACGUCCUCAUCAGCACCGGCUCCGUCAUCAUCCUCCUGGGCACCUUCGGCUGCUUUGCCACCUGCCGGGCGAGCACUUGGAUGCUGAAGCUGUACGCCAUGUUCCUGUCCCUUAUAUUCCUGAUUGAGCUGGUCGCUGCCAUUGUUGGACUGGUCUUCAGACACGAGAUUAGGAACAGCUUUGAGAAAGGCUACCAGCAAGCACUGAAUGAGUAUAACACUACGGGGGACGCCAGGAGCCAAGCCGUGGACACCAUUCAGAGAACUUUGCAGUGCUGCGGAGUGCAGUCCUACACUGACUGGGGCCUGAGCGCUUACUACAAAACCAGCGGGAUCCCCCAGAGCUGCUGCGCCCACCCAGGAAACUGUUCGGAGACGGCGAUGAAAGAUAUGGUGAAGGCCAGGGAUGUAGUGUACACAGAGGGAUGCAUCUCUAAGGUGACCGCCGUCCUGUCGGACCGAAUGGGAAUUGUGGCCGGGAUUUCCUUCGGAAUAGCGUGUUUUCAGCUGGUGGGGAUGUUCCUGUCCUGUUGUCUGUCUCGUUACAUCACAAACAACCAAUACGAGAUGGUGUAAAUGGGACCUGGCUUCACAAGAGUUAAGGGAAUUCUCUAUGUGUGGACCCUCGGAUCCUCCUCUUUCCCUCGUCUGGUUAUUUAGGAGAGGCCUUUGUUUUUCUUUUAUUAUUACCUCAUUUCUUGAUGGGUGACUUUUAGGUCUGCCGUAACCUUUUCAUGGCAAGACCAUUUUUAAAGGAUAUUUAAUAUUGUGUUUUAUAAUCACAGGUGAAGAGGCUUUAAGGCACGGAGAGAGGUGGCCUGUGUCUCUCUGAAGGCUGGUGGGGCAUGCUUGGACUUGUAGUUCUUUAAUAACUAAUGAUCCAUAGAUUCUCCAACCCUGCUUUGACGUAAUGUUAGGGACAGUGUCUGCUGCACUCGGCCUCAUAUAAAUAUGUGUUCUAGCUAUCGGACAUCCCGCAGAUUUACAGUCUGUGUUUCUGCUGUUGGAUCACUGUGCAAAAUUACCCAAUUAUAAAGAGGUCUUCUACCAGGUUUUGUGAAAUAUUGGCUCCUCCUCAAUUUUGUGACUCCACUCAUUACAAAUAGCAUUAGGUGAGAUAAAAUAUUUCCCUUCGAUCUGUCAGUCCGGUGGCUCCCCCUUGUGGCCGUAACAGCCCAAGCAGGAGAUCUCGCCUCUUGGUCGGAGCUUCACAUUGGUGCAACAUCCCAAUCAGGGAACCUGCUGGGAUGCUGGAGGGGAAGCAGGUACAUUUUUCUUGUCUAAAUUUUUUUAUGAUUUUUUUUGUUUUUUGCAGAAUCCUUUUUUUUUUUUUUUUUUUUUCCCAAUAAAUGGCUACGAUAGUAGUUUUCCUUUUAAGAACCUCCACUUGAAGGAAAUACUCUUUAAGCAUGGAUCCUAUUGACACUAAUUAAUCCUCAAACAGCCGGCUGCAGCGAAAGGUGAGGGUUCACUCGUCCUCAGGCUGAGGUUACGCCGGAGUCCCUUUUGGGAUUUUGUCAUAUUACACCUCACACUACAACUCCUAGCGUUAAACCUGUGAAUGUGAAGACGUAUUAAUACAUUAUGGGCAGGAUUCAAUUCUUUUCACCCCUUUCCACACCCGUUCUGUUUCUGCCCUCAGGGGCGUGGUAUCAUUAUUUUAGCUCGCUACACCCGGAGUAGGGAGGCACCCAACCCUUUACACAGCUAAACCUGAUCAUUGUGGGCGCAAUAUGCGCGAUAACUGAGAUAAUUUUAGAAAGGAAAUUGGGCGUGAUAUAUCGUUUGAAUCCCACCCUUAGUGUAGAAGUGACACAAUAUUUGCUAGUCCUGUGCAAAACUGGAUGACCGCUCGAGACACGGGCUGUGUCUAGGAGAUUUAGGAAUGAUCUGGACCAAAUGUAUGAGCACACAGCCUGUGUGCAGAGUGUUUAUCUUAUAGGUCCUCCGAAUUAUUCACUUCCCCGAUAAGUUCUGCACCAAGACAGACUGCUACGACGUAACUUUUAGUAACGAGGAUUUGAGGUGGUUUGGUAGAAGAUGGGGGGGAAUGAAAAACAGAACCAGUUACUCUAAGGCAACAUAAACCCAAUACACCUUCUUAGGAGGCAUCGACCGCCCUGCAACAAGAAUAUAGCUCAGCCGUCUCGCAGUAGUCCCGUGAAAACGUUGUUCUGGGGUGUCACUAAGCACCUUUCACCUGAGCGUUACAUAUGUGGCACUCUGAAUAUAUGUAGCAGAAUCACUAGAUGUUCUCCUGAAUUAUAUGAACAAACCUAUAUUAGUUAGGAUUUCCAUUGCUUACGCAUGUAGCCCUUACCUUUUGUAAUGUGCGUUACCCCCAAAUGGUAUAUGUUUAAGCCCACCAUCGUCUAACCCCAGCCUGCACGAUUUUGGGAGGCAGUCGCUGUUAGCCAUUCUUUGGCAGAGCAGGGCGCGGAAGGGAGAUUCGAUCAGUACAACAAUGGAGUUGACCUUUGACCCUUCCCGCAUCUUUCUAGGACUGAUUCAUGGUCUUCUAAAAUCAGGAGCUCUGCAAAAGCCGUUUUAUUAGAAUUAUAUUCCUUUGUGUCUUAAAUGUAGCAAGAAAUAAAUAUAUAUUUUAGUAGGAUCAUGCUUGCGCAGCCUUCUCUAUAUACAUAUAUUUUGCUGGUGGGAAACUUUGUUCCAUUCUACAGUAGAUAUUCGCAGGAAGUCGGUGACCUGUUGUGUUUUUACGUUUUAUUACCUGAACUUGUAUUGUACUUUAUUUUUUUUUUCUCCAUAAAACUGAAAGGGAACACACCGUUUACUUAGGCGUGCGUUUAAUCUUCCUGCGACUAGAACGUCAAAUUGUUUAUCAGUAUUAUAUGCUGCUGUAAUGUGAGAUUUUCUUAUCGUGUUUAGGAUAACCUUGAAAAUGUUUGUCUUUCGUAUGCAAUAAAGUUGUAAUUUCUUCUAA
Molecule: messenger RNA, 3429 nt
Organism: Pseudophryne corroboree (corroboree frog)
Lineage: Eukaryota; Metazoa; Chordata; Amphibia; Anura; Myobatrachidae
Gene: TSPAN6
Product: tetraspanin 6
Exons: 8
Coding region: 306-1064 (252 amino acids)
Cellular component (GO): plasma membrane
Source: RefSeq, a predicted model, not a curated record